CGAUCAGAUAGCAGAUGUAUCCUGUGUAUAAGCCAAACGGUCCGUGUGAUUCAGUAGUCUGAAACUUUUGGGGCGUGCGUGUGUAAUACACGGAUUUUAAAACAUUUGCCUUCGUUUUCUAACUUCAGCUCGCACAAUGGUGUGGUCAUAUGCAGCUGUGUUGCUUUUCGCGUUCUUCGCAGUGCUGGCGGGUCAAGAGUUGACAAAUACGACUGUAUUACCGAGCACCAUAGCGCCGACUGUAAAGCCAACAGUAUCUCCCAAUACUACCACUACUUCUACCACCACUUCUGCUCCUACUACGACCACCACAUUGGCACCUUCCACGACCCCCGCUCCAACUGGACCACCCAAGAACACGUACAACGUCACCUUUGCAAACGGAACAGCCUGCAUCCUCAUGGAGGCUGCAAUGCAGCUAAAGAUUUCCUACCUUUCUCAUAACAAGACCAGGGAAGCCAUAGUGCCUCUUGACAAGUCUGCUUCGGUCAACAGUGCCUUGAGCACGUGCCAGGGGCAAAACAACACCCAGGUUCUCGCUAUCACUUUUGCGGAACACGAUUCAGUUACCUUCGUGUUCAAGAAGAACAGCACAGUCUUCAUUUCCGAAAUCGGCGUGAACUUCACGGAGGACUCUAAAUACUUUCCAGAAUCGGAUCAGCCCGAUCACCAUGGAGUAGUGAACAAUGGACAGCUCUUCCUGUUCAGUGUUCUCCCCGGCAAGUCUUACCUGUGCAACCGGGAUGGGCCAGUCACUGUUUCAGAUGGUGUUACCCUGGACCUCCUCUCUGUUCAACUCCAGGCCUUCCGCACCAAUGACACGAGCGACCCUGGACAAUUUGGCGCAGCCACGGAAUGUUCUUCUGGCGAUAUCAGCAACAUAAUCCCCAUUGCUGUCGGAGUUUGUCUGGCCGCCCUUGUGCUGAUUGUGCUGAUUGCCUACAUGAUCGGCCGUCGCCGCAGCCGUCAGAAGGGUUACCAGUCCGUUUAAAUCUGCCUGUGGUUAAGCGGGCAAGAGCAGAUUGGAUUUCGGGCACAGCGGCCUUGGGACGUGGGAGGCGCCGUUGUGCAUACUUUCGUUCCAACCAUCCCAAACCAAUAGGACUUCGCUAGUGACUCCCGACAGAGCUUAGUUUAUAUUUUCUACCAGGUUGGCCUUGAACUGAAGUCUGGAGAAGAGCAUUGCCGAUAUUCUGCACAACUUGUACAGUUCACUUUAGGUUUGUUUCUUACUUAGCGUAGCUCUAACUAAACCACAUUUGGUUGAAUGUGAGAAUUUUUAGGCGAGGAUCAUGGCACCUUCUGGUGCCGCUUAAGCGGGCAGAGUUCAGAGAGCUGUACAUUGGGGUUAGAGCUUUCAUCGUACAUUUUUAAAGGAAGUUUUCGUUGUUCAGUGAUUCUAAAUGGGUUCUACUAAUGUUUUGUUGUGUUUAACUGGUUUGACUGCUGCCACCCCCUUUUUUUGUAGAGCUGUGAAUGGUGAACUGGGCAUGGAAUCUGGGGAGGGUUGUGAGCUGUUUUUAUUGUAACUUAAAAUAAAUGAAACCUGUAAUUUUGA
Molecule: messenger RNA, 1558 nt
Organism: Ornithodoros turicata
Lineage: Eukaryota; Metazoa; Arthropoda; Arachnida; Ixodida; Argasidae
Product: lysosome-associated membrane glycoprotein 1-like
Exons: 5
Coding region: 137-991 (284 amino acids)
Biological process (GO): establishment of protein localization to organelle
Cellular component (GO): lysosomal membrane; late endosome membrane; plasma membrane
Source: RefSeq, a predicted model, not a curated record